Molecule: messenger RNA, 3021 nt
Organism: Clonostachys solani
Lineage: Eukaryota; Fungi; Ascomycota; Sordariomycetes; Hypocreales; Bionectriaceae
Source: the annotation of a GenBank genome assembly
AUGGACGAGCUUCUCACGCCGAUCAGCACCACAUACCUGAAGCCUAAGGUGGCAGAGGCACCACUUCUCACCGAAGUUGCGUCUCAGAGCAAGCAAAUUACGCCAGCUGCCUCGGCUGCGGGUAAGAUAACUUCACCCGACGAAGCUUUGGACACGCUUAAAAACCAGCCGAGUUAUGACGCUCUGCUUACCACCCUGGAAUUUCUCACCAACAGUCAAGGCUCAAGGAACAGCAAUUUCAGUCUUCAUAUACCAAGUCCGAAGAGCGCGGCUGUGGUGAAGAUACUGGUGACUGAAAUUGCGCACAACUAUUGGCCACUAUUCUCUGCUUCCGGCGAUGGCGACACAGACGACACGCUUCGCCCUAAAGAAGCGUUUGUCAGAUGUCUCGGCAGUGUCACAGGAGUCAACGCUAUCUUAUCCCAUAUGGCAGCUCUGAUAAACGAGGUGAAGAGUAGCAGCAAGGGAAUCUCUCGCUCUGACUUGACCCUCCAUCUGGAGAUAUUUCUUGACCUUCUUUCUACAAUCCUUGGCGGCGAUCAUGCGGCCCAGCAGUUAUGGACGACAUCUACCAAAGAGCUCACAAACGACAUGUUAAAGAAGGGUCAAACCCAGACAUUUAUCUCUUUAUUGACAAACGGACGUAUCGUUUCAGUUGCUGCUGAAGCUCUUACUCUAGUAGGGGAGGGGCAGCUCCGCAAUGUUCCUAGAUGGACUGCUGAUGGGCUGGAGUAUACUUUGUGGCUUGGGCGAAACGUAGCCCUUUGGGCAAAGUUGGAGUCUUCAGAUACAGAAAUGCAAGUUUGCUCUGAUCUAGUACAGAGAGGAGGCUCGCUGGGCUAUGCUGGUAAGCAGGUUGCUUCUCCUUGUCCUGGAUUCAGCUUGGUCGUCUUUGAACUAACAUGCUUGACUUUGCUCUACCCGCCUCUAGAGAGGCUGAUCAAAUUUCUCAUUGACGAUAUGUUACUUACCCAAGGAGCGGAUCCGAAUAUCUUUGUUAAACUCCUAUUAAACCAACUACAAGCAGCAAGGAAGGUGCUGCACAUUCUCCUGGACCAUUUAUCAAAUAGAUUUUUAGACCGUCUACAGCCUGAAGAUCCAUCCGCAAGUUCAAUCAUUUCGGCGGCUGCCGGUAUUAUUGAUUCUGUGAUCCAAGGUGAUAGGGUGAGAGAAUCUCAUCUGAUAAAGUGGUGUUCCUCCUCGUCCGGAGCAGGACUCGGGCACGGGGUUGAGAUAAGGAGGGCAGUCCUAGCCGCCCUCUCCAAAAACAAAGAAAACAUCAAGGCUGUCCUGGAAAAAUCGGUAUCUCAGUUCGGCGACGAGCUAUAUAUUAAGCAUGCCGCUAUCCUGCAGCAAAAUGGCAACGCUGGGUAUGUCUCUCGAUCACUGCCUAUUAAGCUGGCAAUGUUGCUCAGAUCGGCGCCAUACUUGCGAGCCAUCUCCAACCGCAUCGCUGCAACACAGAGUCGUGCUCGAUUCCUCGGGAUGGUUGUCGGCGAAACCCUCUCAGGUCUGGUUGACAGCAGUGAUAAAAAGCUCGAUUUCCACAUGGACGACAUGGGGUUUGCGGAUAUGGGAAGUCUCAAGGAACUGUCCAAGAUUUCAGACAGUAUUGGACCUGCAGAGCCAAUUCUCUCAACUCGCCAGCAACCUCCUCCCCAGCUGCAACCAACCACAGCAUCAAAGAAAGUGCCAAAGAAGAAGGCAAAGCCAGCUUCACCUACUGUCCAACCUAAAUCUAUCAUCCAAGAAAUAGAUUCUUCCGGGGAGGAAGAUGAAGACGAGGGUUUGGUGCCGUACGCCAAGCACUCGGAUCCAGAAGAUUCAGAUGAUGACCCAACACUCAUUCAGCGAAACCGGGUGAAACCACCGGUUUACAUUCGCGAUUUGAUAGCCUUUUUCCGGGACUCGGAGUCCUACGACAAACAAAACUUGGCCCUACAGACAGCUCCAUCGCUUCUCCGACGCAAAGCCAACUAUGGCACCGAAGUCAGCUCGCACGCGGACGAGCUAGCAGGCUUACUCGUGGGUUUACAGGAUAAGUUUGACAUAGAAGAGUUCCAUGACCUUCGGCAACAGAGCAUGAUUGCUCUGAUUGUCUCGCAACCCAAGACGAUGGCUCCUUGGUUCGCACGCACAUUUUUCGAGGGUGACUAUUCCCUAGCUCAGCGUACUGAGAUAAUAGUUGCGCUGGGUCUCUCAUCGCGAGAGCUUGCUGGGUACGACAUCUCGCAGUACCAGUCGUCUGCAUCGUUUCCCUCAAAGAAGCUGCCGGAGAAGAUCGAGCAGCUCUACGUCAGGGAGGUAAAGGCUGAGGACCAUUCACCCGCCUCUCGCCUCAAGCCAUUGGCGCCCACAGCCCUCGACAACAUCGCAACCUCGGUGACGUCCGCGUUCCUCGAACCACUAGCAGCAGAGGCUGCAGACACAGUCACCGGGCCCGACGUACUGAAGCUGCAGACGUUCACUGCCAGAUACAAAUCCAAAUCCGCAAAGCGGCCUCGCGUCCGAGCCAUCCCGAACACCACAGCCGGCCUUCUAGCAUCGUCCUUCUUCUCGCCGCUCACUGCUCAUUUCAGCGUGGCUCUGCAUUCUCGCAGGCCAAUGAUCCUAAACCCGGCUCUCCUCGGGCUCUACCUACAGACCCUCGGCAUAAUCGUCCAUGCCGCCGGUCCAUCGACCCUCUCCCUCCCACAGCUGACCUCGGAGCUGUGGUCUCUCCUCCUGGGAACCAGGCAGCAUGCGGUCGGGGAUCUCGGCGCGCUGAAGGGGUGGUUCGUCGCAAUGGCUGCCUUAAUAGAGGUCAACGAGGGCGACAUGCGCCGGCUCUGCCAGGAGCUGGGGAGGGAAGUGGUCGAGACGCGGGAGUGGGCCAGCGGGGUGUUUGAGAGGAUCAGGGGAGAAGACGGCGGCGACGAGAACCACGUCAAGAUGCUCGCUGCGGGUGUUCUUAUCCGGCUGGGUGAGGCGAUUGAGAAGUACCAGGCUUUAUUGAUGGGAGACUUGAUUGGGUAUACAUAA